Molecule: messenger RNA, 255 nt
Organism: Protopolystoma xenopodis
Lineage: Eukaryota; Metazoa; Platyhelminthes; Monogenea; Polystomatidea; Polystomatidae
Source: the annotation of a GenBank genome assembly
ACAUCAACUGAAGACAAUCCUAUCGACGAAGAAGAACGAAAAAGACAUUUGGAUCAGCUAUUAAAAGAAGGUUUGGAAUAUUUAGAUUCUGCUUCCGGUAUGCCUUCUGGUCGCCUGCAAAGCGCCAGUGGAAGCCGACCUGGAACUCGAGGCGGCUCUGGGUUCAUGGUAACGUGUUCAGUUUGUCUUUUACUGUUCAUACAUUUGGUAUGGCCUCAGUUGGGUAACAGUGGAAUUUGUCGGAGCAACAGAUAA